GAAAAUUGGUCACGUGACUACACGAAAGCAAAUCAUAAACAUAGGAUCGUUUCACAGCCGUCGACCGUCUGCCAGAUGGGCUGAAAAAAGAACAGACGACAGGGUAACUGCUGAUGGACUGUUUGUCAGCUGAGGUGGAAAGUGGUUUCAGAGACUCCAAUCGAACAGUUUCAGCUAUGUAGCGGAGGUGGUUUGGUGUUUGCGGGGAGAAAUGAAGCCCGAAAAAGGUGGCCAAGACAUGGAGGACACUGUGUGGGUUCCCGCAGAUCUGUUUGCUGAGAUAGGAUUGUUAGUGACUGAGGCCAGAACCCCUGACCUGUCCCCUAAAGGCCGUGUGGAGGGUCCCCACUGUCUCCCUGUACAGGGGGUCAGAGAUCAUGUGUGUGAUAAACACAGACAACAGUGCCGGAAAACUGACCUCCAGAAAAAGCACAUGUUCAUGUUGUCAAAGAAUAUGAUACCGAUGCGAAUCGAUGUGUUCCUGAUGCCAAAUUGUGAUCAUGGUCAGCUGGAGACUUGCACUGUGGUUGGUCCGAUCGCGGCUAGUCAAGAGGAAAUGACACUACUAGAGAGAUGGGACGUCCAGAUUUUGUCCAAACGAAGACUGGAGAGAUGUGAUGCUGCAUUUGUGACUGGGAGGGUUCUCCUACAGGCCGUGCGGAGUUAUCUCCACUUCUCACAACUGAGUUCUUGGUUGACCUCACAGAGGGGGCAUCUGCCGGUACAGGUUGUUUACAGGGUGUACGCCCCUGGUGAAUCAGUGUGUCAUGGAUUCACUUCCUUACCGGAAAAACACCACUUCCCGAUCGCUGACCUGUCACAUUCGGCAAUACGUGCCGAAGUAUCGUCUAUUCCGCGCCAGCAGACUAUUCCAAUAUUCCUCUGUACUGAAGAGGACACCAUGGGUGGGCUCACACGUAAACGUAAGAGCCCAGUGCAGCAGGGUGAUCACUGCGCGGGGGAGGCCAGUCCAUUCAGUGUGUACGAUGAGAAGAAACAAAGCCUACCUGUAAAGAAGCAUUUACCUGCCAGACUUAGACCAGGCUAUGAUAGAGAAUCUGUCUGUUCUCAACCAAAGCCAUGUACAUACACGUCGCCCUACGAGAUUCCAGACAAGUCAAAAGUUGUUGGAAAACAAAAGGAUGGCGGUCUGCAUUCAGAUUCGUGCUCUUCCAUUGAUCCUUCACCAGUGAUGCAAAAAGACGACAUCGAAGGGAAAAAAUGCUGGUCGAGUUAUUCUUCCAUUGCUUGUGAAACACAGUAUGAAUUACGAAAACCACCAAAAAGUCAACCUCAAAAACGUACCAAAAAACUAGAAAAUUUCUCUCUCAUUGACGAUAAUUUAAACGAUCAACACUUCAGUGAAGGAAAUACAUGCAAAACGAGGCCGAAGUCUGACCAAAGUCUAGACACUGGUCAGUCCUGUUCAAGACUUGGCUAUGAAUCUGAAAAGCCCAGUGGUAAUAUUUCCGAAAAGAUAUCUGCGAUGAAACAAACAUUUCGGGGAAACCCUCUCGAUUUGUCGGAUCAUCACCAUGAAGCGUCUUACUCCAAGGGUCACGAACCUUCUGUUCUUGUGAAGCGCUUACCAAGCCCAAAGGUUCUUCUCACCAGCACAGGGAACACGAAAGGAUCUCCCGUGUUCUUCAAGCGUCGAAAGAUUGACCUCGGCGCCCCAGGGGACCAGUACGAUACCGUAACGGAGGAUCGCGUUCUGUCGGAUGCAAUAAGUGAUUUAGUGAAGCCACUUAAAUCUGAAGAUAUUGAAGCCUACCUUUCUAGUCUAUCUCAUCAUGUGCCUGUUUCGGAGAAAACCAGCACAACCCUUGAUAACAUUCCACUAACACAAUGUCGAUUCUACAUAGGAGAUGAUACCAAAAAGAAAACAGACGUUCCACAACCCCAAUCUCGACACGAUAUGAAAUUGGACCGAAAUCAAUCCAAAAAGCUUGAGAAAGUAAAUUCCAAGCACUCUGUUGUACGACAUUUGUUUAAAAAGAGUCUUUCAGAACCCGGGCCUAGUCUUUGCCAAUUAGAAACUUGUGAAAUUAGUCUCAGCAGUAGUGAAAACGAUCAUUCUGAGACCGUGUUAUCCAAGAAACAUUCAAUUCCUCAAAAUGUUGAAGAUAAUUCUGAAAAUGGAUAUUCUGACGAUUCGACACCCACAAACAGUCUUUCAGAUUGUAAUGAUGUACUAACUUCCAGCCAUUUAUCAUCAAACUCAUCUUCUAUAUCCACUGGUGUUUCAACCAAGAGAUCCCCUCCAGUCUCUUCAUAUGCUUGGGAGGCAUCCUCGGACCUUAGCUUGUCAAAUGCAAAGAAAGAGCAGCAAGGGGAGGUAACUCGUGAGGAAAAGCAUGAUGUUCCAAUCUGUAACAAUAGGGACGAUUCUUACUUUGAAUUGGAGAGAGGAUUCUCAAGUCUUGAUAUAAAAUGUGAUUCUAGUCUUUCUGGGUCAAACUUCAACAACCGUGAUUGGACAGGAAAUUCAAACGCUAACUGUGAUCUUACGGUAGUAACAGGUGAUGACGGAGGAUCAUCUGUAAAUGGUGAUGCCUCCAAACGCGACGAUAUCUGUGAUAAAAAUAACCUGUCGAAGAGUAGGAAGACAGGGGGAGCAACUCUGUGCAAACACAUACUGACAAAGGAGCUGCAAAGAAACCUACACAAUGAGGAAGCUAUAACACAGUGCUUACGGAUGGAAAAGCCACAGAAGUCGGACAUCUUUGAGUUCCGCCAGACUCUGGAUAGGAGCUCUGCAAUGGUCUUCAAUACCUCCACUGGACUACCUUCCCGUUCUAGUCCGGCUCCAGUGAAAAGGAAGUCCACGGGACGAUUUGACUACGACAACACGCUGAUCAACGCUCGCGCCAUCAAAAAUGCUUUGUCCUGUUCCAAGCUGGUGCUCCAUUCCGAAUGUACCGGAGUUGCCGACGACAACUCCAGCAAAGUACUAAGUACCAGUGCACCAGCGUCUACCAACUGUCUCUUAGGAAACUUCGAGGAAUCUGUAUUGAAUGGUCGAAUAGAGCCUGUUGGGGUGGUCAGUGGCUUUACAGCAGAGAUUGGGGCCGGAGGCUGCUUCUGUCCCAAACAUGUGACAAUACCUGUUACUGCCUACUUCUUCCAGCUGUCAGAUGAUAAUGCCCCCUCGCCCUACCUGGGUCAUAUAAACCUGGAUUCCAUAGGAAAGAGGGGAUAUCACAUUCCAAAGUGUGGUACACUUCAAGUA
Molecule: messenger RNA, 3232 nt
Organism: Mizuhopecten yessoensis (Yesso scallop)
Lineage: Eukaryota; Metazoa; Mollusca; Bivalvia; Pectinida; Pectinidae
Product: protein FAM214A-like
Exons: 10
Source: RefSeq, a predicted model, not a curated record